Alternaria alternata is the source of this 1263-nucleotide messenger RNA. Its product is annotated as kinase domain-containing protein. Lineage: Eukaryota; Fungi; Ascomycota; Dothideomycetes; Pleosporales; Pleosporaceae. Gene Ontology annotation, cellular component: autophagosome; cytoplasm. Gene Ontology annotation, biological process: autophagy; peptidyl-serine phosphorylation; protein autophosphorylation. The transcript has a single exon. The coding region runs from base 1 to 1263 and encodes 420 amino acids. Gene Ontology annotation, molecular function: protein serine/threonine kinase activity; ATP binding. The record is from RefSeq and is a predicted model, not a curated record.
AUGGGUGCUCCAGAUCCUCGCAGCGUGCAUAACAGUGGUGCAGUUACACCUCCCAUCACACCCGGUAGUGUGUCGCAUUCCAAGUCCAAUUCCACAUCAUCCGACUUUCUGAGCUCUUUGUCAACCUUACGGCGUGGAAGUUCUAUAUCGUCACUAAACCGGCCUCGACUGUCACUGGACGCGUCACCACAACCUGGCAGCACUGAACUCACCACCUUCCCGUAUCACUUAACGGACUAUGAAUUCAAGACAGACGACCGUGGGCGGAAGAAGACCAUCGGCGAAGGAGCAUGGAGUGAUGUAUUCCUGGCAAAGCCAUGUCCUCCCAAGACAAAUGAACAGUCACUAUCACAGCCUCCCUGUGGACCAGAAAUGACACCCCCACUCACUCCCGUGCGAACCGUAGACUCGGCCAUAGAUCUCACCAGGCUCCCCAUAACGCCACCCAUGUACGCAGUCAAGGUACCAGCCAUGAACAGCGCCAAGAAAGUGCUCAGCGCAGAAGCAAGAAUUCUAUCUUACCUUUCUAGCUUUCCCGAUGCAGAAAACCACAUCGUGCCUUUCUACGGCUUGGAUAUGCGCACCGGCUCCCUGCUUCUUCGCGCCAUGGACGAUACGCUAGAAGGCUGGAUCCAGAAGAUGCUCAAUACACUCGACGAGGACUCGCGUGCAAGGAAGCUCGCUACAGUCUUCCCUCAUAUCGCCCUCACCCUUCUCAAAAGUCUGCAAUGGAUGCAAGGGAAGUUCUGCACACACGCGGACAUCAAACCCUCCAAUAUCCUCAUCUCGUCUCCCUCCGCCAGCAUAUCAAAUCCGGUCUACGCAGACUUCUCCUCUACAAUUCUCAACCACCCUGAUGCCACUAUCGAAUCUUGUGCAUCACCCUUGGGCGCGGGAACAUGGGAUUACCUCGACCCCUCACUCCUCAGUUCCUCAUCUACUACCCCACCUUCUACGACAUCGGAUCUCUGGUCCUUGGCUAUCACCCUACUCUUCCUUAUCUUGGGUUCUUCUCCGUAUGAUGUUUUCAAAACCAACAAGUAUCAACAACGGGAGAUGAUCAAGUCAGGAUGUCCACUGCAGUGUAUGAGGCAUGACGACCAGGGAAUCAAGAAUAUGAAGAGGGUGCAGAGUUUGUCUAGAGACCUGGGUUUUGAUUUGUUAGCGUGGUUUGGAAAGGUGCUCGUGAAGGAUGGAAGCAAGAGAGUUGAUUUGAAAGAGUGGACGCAGGAGCUAGAGGGUGCUGUCAAGGCGAAGCUGUGA